Haliotis rufescens (red abalone) is the source of this 3704-nucleotide messenger RNA. Its product is annotated as aspartate aminotransferase, mitochondrial-like. The transcript has 11 exons. The record is from RefSeq and is a predicted model, not a curated record. Bases 56 to 1345 code for a protein of 429 amino acids. Lineage: Eukaryota; Metazoa; Mollusca; Gastropoda; Lepetellida; Haliotidae. Gene Ontology annotation, molecular function: L-aspartate:2-oxoglutarate transaminase activity; pyridoxal phosphate binding. Gene Ontology annotation, cellular component: mitochondrion. Gene Ontology annotation, biological process: L-aspartate catabolic process; biosynthetic process.
GAAUGUGACAUCGCUGUGAGGAGCUUGUAUCCUGGCUCGACCUUGAACUCCCAAGAUGGCACUGCAGGCGCUUCGUUGUCGUACCGUCUCUAACAUCAUCGGCAAACAUGCCGGUGCUGCUGCCACACUGGCACGGUCAAGCUCUUGGUGGUCAAAUGUUGAAAUGGGACCCCCAGAUGCGAUUCUUGGAGUUACCGAGGCUUUCAAGCGGGAUACAAACCCCAAGAAGAUGAACCUUGGUGUGGGGGCCUACAGAGACGACAACGGCAAACCCUUCGUGCUGCCUUCAGUUACUAAGGCAGAACAGAAGAUGCUUGCAGCCAACCUGGACAAGGAGUACCUGCCCAUCUCUGGUCUAGCAGACUUCUGUACAGCUUCGGCUCAACUGGCUUUCGGGGAUGACAGCCCAGCCAUUAAAAACAAGCUGAAUGUAACUGCUCAGGGUAUUUCUGGUACUGGUUCACUCCGUAUUGGCGCAGCUUUCUUUGCCAAAUGGUUCGCACCCAGCAAAGUCUUCUACAUCCCAUCUCCAUCUUGGGGGAACCACACUCCGAUUUUCAAACACGCUGGUAUUGAAGUGAAGUCUUAUCGGUACUACGACCCCAGCACAUGCGGUUUCGACUUCAGCGGAGCCUGUGAGGAUAUCUCAAAUGUUCCCGAGGGGUCGGUCAUCGUCCUGCACGCGUGUGCUCACAAUCCCACAGGUGUUGACCCCACCCCUGAGCAAUGGAAGGAGCUGAGUCAGCUGAUUAAGAAGAAGAAGCUGUUCCCGUACUUCGACAUGGCCUACCAGGGCUUCGCUAGCGGUGACACUGUCAAAGACGCAUUUGCUCCUCGAUACUUUCUUCAGGAUGGCCACCAGGUGGCUCUGUCACAGUCCUUUGCUAAAAACAUGGGCUUAUAUGGUGAGCGUGCUGGAGCCUUCACCAUCGUAUGCAAGGACACUGACGAGGCCAGCCGCGUCAUGUCACAGCUGAAGAUCAUCAUCCGGCCCAUGUACUCCAACCCCCCCAUCCACGGUGCCCGCAUCGUGUCCACCAUCCUCAACUCACCCGACCUCAGGAAGGAGUGGUUGGUGGAUGUCAAAGGAAUGGCCGACCGUAUCAUCAGCAUGAGAACGAAGCUGUCAGAUGGUCUGAAGCGGGAAGGGUCAUCCCGCAGUUGGCAGCACAUCACAGACCAGAUCGGCAUGUUCUGCUUCACCGGACUCAAGCCAGACCAGGUUGAGCGAUUAACCAAGGAGUUUUCGGUGUACCUCACCAAGGAUGGUAGGAUCUCCAUGGCCGGCGUGACAUCCGGCAACGUCGACUACCUUGCCCAGGCCAUCCAUCAAGUGACCAAGUAGAUGGAGAGAAGAUGGAAUAAUUGUCUCUGUCUUUCAAGCUGUACAUUGGAGCUUUCCCUCCAACCACACUGUAGUACCAGUACUUUGUGAAUCGGUUGUCAAGGGUAUACAAGGGUUGUCUGGUCAAUUUGUCUUGUAAAUAUGAGAAGUGCUAAAUCAAAUAAGUGACAAAGCCAGGAUGAUGUGUCCAUAUGUUUGUGACUUCUGAUCUCCUUGCUAUCAGAAGUUAGAAUUAUGCUAGGCAGAUUUGAAAUCGUCUACAGAUGUGGAGUUUACCAUACUUUUUUUCCGACAAGAUCUUUCAAAAGUUGAAUGGUCACCUAUAGAUUAUAGUACAAAGUAAGGGUAAUAUAUAUGGACUGACAACAUUUUUAGUACAAUUAGGAACCAUGUUUCGGUGUAGGUUCUAACAUCACUUUCUUUGUAACUGUUAGAACCUACAUCGAAACGUUGUCCUAAUUGUAAUAUAGAACAUGUUCAUCCAUAUAUCUUAUCUUUACCUAUAAAUCAUAUCGGUUUUUCAAAUGCAAAUCGACAGACUUCAUUUAUUCUUUGAAUUGUGGUGUUUCGCAUUUAGAAGAUUGUGCUGUUUCCUGACUUGCAAUGAUAGGUCUUUCUGUGUAACCAAACAGGGUCUAUCUACUCAACAAUUUCAUUAAAAUCGGAUCUUUUAAUUCUCCAUGCAUUAUGAUAUGAGGACUGGUUGUGUGAGGUGAAUCAUGAGUGAACUGUGUCCGCCCGAUCUCAAUGGAGGUGAAGGGGUUCCUGAGCCAAUCAGAUGUCUGCUUUCUUAGAACUAUUUCCAUUACACAUUAUUCAGAAAAUUUGAUCUUAGCAAAGGAAAACCCACACGGAACACAAAUACGCAUUUGAUACUUUAUUUAUCUACAUUUAGAAGUUGUUGUUUUAGUUCGUUUUUAAGAUUCAGAAAUCAGAUAUGCUGGUCUGAAUGCUUUGCUUAUUUGUACUGAGAGUUUAAGGCUUACGCUGAUUGAUUGAUUAGAAAAAUCACCUGAUCCUAUGGAGGUGUCCUCAGAUCUUAACACAGAGAGGUAUCGUAUCACAGUAAAUGAUCUGAUUUUUUUAAAAGAAUGCAACCAAUCCCGGUCUGUCUACAGUACUCAUCAAAUUUUGCUUAAUUACUGUAUUCUGAAUAUCUUGUAUCUAGAUGUACAAGUUUAUCCUUGUUAUGUCAAAGUGCUAGCUUUUUGUCUCGUCAUAAUUUGAUAAAGACCUUGAAUUAUUGUACAUUUGUGUAUUCAGUAAUGGGUCUUUGGUGAUUUUUUUUGUUAACCCUUUUGGGUGUGCUAUUUGUCUGUUUUUGGAUGGUUUUGGUGCAGUACAAUAUGUUAGGGUCACACUAACUUUAUAUAUCUUGUUUUAUAGAUUUUACCAUUAUUAAUACUUCCCUGGUUAGUAUGCACUACGUUCCUCCAUCACUGGUGAAUAACAACGACCAAUAUGCGGCGUAUGCCCCUAUGAAAAUCACAGAAAGUAUGUGAGAAUCAAGUAAUCAACUACCCUGCCUUGACUCUUCCACCACAGCGCUGUCCUGUUCACAGCAGGUGCCUGUCUCAGCCCAUUAGAAUGUAGAUUUCUGUGAUGCAAACGUAGUUCUGCGUUUGAAAUUGGCACUAGUCCUGUAGUCCUGGCCAAGCUGCCCAGUAGUUAAGGUAACUUGUAGAUAUUUGCUAUUUUUAAUGGUUUUGCUAUAUGUUAUUAUUAUGAGGACUUAUGUCUGAAAGGCUGUGGCACAUGUUGCGCUAGAAAUAUUGCCAUGAUGUGUGAGCACUUAAUGGUUUCUGUCGCAGAAAAACAGGCAGUCACUUGAUUCAUUGGUUUAAAAUACACUACACUGAAAAGCGAGCGAUUGUUUUGACGAGUGAUGGAGAAACAUUGGGAUACAAACCUGCAUUGUUGAUUAUGAUGAUAUUUGUUUUCCUGAAAAUUGAAUUAAAAUUUAAAUAUUUAAAGUUAGGUUUGUGAAAACUAUUGGCUCACUUGAAAAGAGAGAAAAUUGUUUUUAUCUUAUGUAGCACAGGAUUGUUUGUUUGUUUGUUUGUUCAAAGGAACAAAGAAACAAACAAGUGAAUGAAUACUCAGAUAGGAAUUUUACUUAGUUCACACACAAUUUAGAUUAUGUGACAAGAUACUUACGUAACGUGUAUCUGUCUCAUUUAGAAGAAUUUAAGAAUAUCGGUUUGGUAGAUUUAAUAUGUUAUCAUUGAAAGUAUUUAUUCUACAGAUUGCUCAGUGAGGCUCGGAAAGAGUUAUUCUGCCCUGUGAAAGUCACUGUUGACAAAUAGCCAGUAUACCAUGAUGUUGAUCAUUGACAAAUAAAAUGAGGAAUAUUUGUAAA